GCUUCUAGUAGAGAAAUGGCUCACUGGUUGAAUCACUACUUUGAUUAUUCAGACCCAGGUCAGGACGACGACUACUACUGCUAUGACGACGACGAUUUCGAUGACCACUACCCGGUUGUGACGGCCUUUAGGCCACGUUUCGAAAUUGUCCAAAUGGUCGUUGAGAAAAAAGAACAGUUAAAGUUGCAGCAACAGCUCCUAGAAAGCGAUGCCGAGAAGAAAGCUCGUUGGUUACAAGAACAAGCCAAAAUCAAAGAAAAAGCAGAAAAGAAGCGACUGAAAAAACAGAAACAAAAGGAAAGAAAACGCCGGGAGAAAAUGGAGAAAGCGAAGGAGAACGGCGAAGCGGUUGGUUUGGAGGAGUCCAAGACUGAGGACCGUGUGGUAGAAGGCGGGGCCGAAGGCGGAAAAGAAGUCGUGGCGGAAGUUGUCUCCAGUGGGCAGAGUGACGCGAGCGACGGCGAGUGUAACGAUGUUGAUGAACUGGAUUUUGACAGUUGUUUUGUGAGUAAAGCCGCCCAAGUUGUUCAGCGUAAAUUGGAGAAAGGGCAAAAAAAGCUGGCCAACAAAGAAAAACGUCACAAGGAAUCCAAAGACAACGUUCCAAAAGAGCAGCUUGUGAAAGGAGACCCACCUUCUGGCACUCUUGUUUCUUCCGCUACCGAGCAGCGGGUGCCGCUGAGCACCUCCACCGUCACUAAGCACUCAGAGGUACCCGCUGGUGGACCCCAACUGAAUGACAACAUUGAAAGAAGCAAUGAACUCGCAGCUCAAGGGCUAGAGUACGCUAAGGCUGGAUGCUACCAGUUAGCCGUGGAUUGCUUCACGCAGGCCAUCCAAUUCAAUCCGACGGAGUUCAAGUUGUUUGGAAAUCGUUCGCUGUGUUUGGACAAACUGAACGAAUACGAGAAGGCCCUGGCCGACGCCGAGUUGAGUCUCGGCAUGUGUCCGGGCUGGAGUAAAGGACUUUAUCGCAAAGGACGGGCCUUGGCGGGUUUAAAGAGAUAUGACGAGGCGGUGGAGGCCUUCCAGGAGGUUCUAAAGCAGGACAGUGGCUAUGUGGAGGCAGCUAAAGAAAAGCUGCUCAUCCAGAGCAUACAGCUAAGUGGAUACGGAUUCACCCAGGAGCAGUGCUUAAAUGCCUUAAUUGUACACGGGACGGUGGAAAAAGCCUUGAUGGUUCUGUCCAGAUUAAACCCACAUGUGGUGCCCCAUGAUCCGGUGCCGACCAGACCGCCCACCGUGGCCCACCAUGCUUGCAACAUUGCACGUCAAGCAGAAGAACUGGAACUGUUUCCAGUCUGGGUGGGCAACUUGAACCCGGACGUGUCGGAACGGAUGCUCUUCAGCCUCUUCAGCAAGGUGGGUCCGCUUCACAGCAUCAGGAUCCUGAGAAAGCGACACUGCGCUUUCGUCAACUAUACGCAAAAGGAGUGCUGCGACCGAGCCAUCCGAUAUUAUCACAAUUUCCAGUUUAUGGACGACUACCUCAUUGUUCGGUAUCCGGACAGGAUCCCCGAGGGAGGAAGGUUCUCCAAGGCUGCCCUCAAAAGCCAGAGACCGUCACGGUGGGAUUCUCGGGGCGGCCACAUGCUCCCUUAAGAGACGAUACAAGAAGAGGUUUUGUUUGCAUUUCAGAUCACACCGUUACAUUUGUGAUAAAAACGCUACUUUGUUGUUCAUUGUUGAAUUUCAUUAAAGUUUCAUAAAAGUUACAAAAGGAUUUUCCAUUCAU
This is a messenger RNA of Corythoichthys intestinalis (scribbled pipefish), 1735 nucleotides long. Its product is annotated as tetratricopeptide repeat protein 31-like. Lineage: Eukaryota; Metazoa; Chordata; Actinopteri; Syngnathiformes; Syngnathidae. The record is from RefSeq and is a predicted model, not a curated record. The coding region runs from base 16 to 1602 and encodes 528 amino acids. Gene Ontology annotation, molecular function: RNA binding; protein binding. The transcript has 19 exons.